AAAUUUUACAAUGCUUUUAUAGUGAAAUGAAAUGCAAAAAGAUGACUCUUCAAUGGUAUUUCAUUUAAACUGCGGAAAAAAUGUAUGUUUAUCUAACAACAGGCAAGUAGCUGAAAGAACUGGAGAUAGCUUUGAUCAUGGUGUUACUUUUAGUUCACGACCUUUGCAUGUAAAAAACUCUGAAAUAUUUCAGUUAAGAAUUGAAGCUAAAGAGGAUAAAUGGGCAGGCUCACUGCGUUUUGGAGUUACAACGUACUGUCCCGAUGGCCUGGAAAUGGGUAAACUCCGUGCAUUGACUGAUUUCAUCGGAAAUAAAGAGAAUACAAAAAAAUUUUGGAUUUGGUCAGGUCAUACUAUACAUCAUUAUCAAAAAGAGACCAAGAUAAAUUUAAAUUUGCAUUCACUAUCUGUAAAUGAUGUUGUUGGUCUGCAAGUUCGACCUAAUGGUGAAUUGCAUUUUUACCAUGAUAACAAACGUCUUUUGAAGAUACAAACUGGUGUGCCGGCCGAUCAAGAUUUAUACGUUGUCUUUGACGUUUACGGAUCAACCAAACGUGUUUCGUAUGCUGUGAAAGGUGGAAAACUGAAAGAGUUGUGCAGAAGAAAAAUAUUAGAAAUUGUCGAAUUUGAACAAAUUGACAAAUUGCUGUUACCGAAAACAUUGAUAUCCUUCCUGAAGGAAAAUUAUCAUUUAAUGCGCGUCCCAGGGAAGAGAAAAAGAGAUGAAGAAGAUGAAAUGGGACCCGAUAAGAAGAGGUUAAGAUAGCACUGGAAACCAGUGGACUGUGAAUGACUGAUGGCAUUAGUGAAUGACUAAUUAGGAGACCUUGGAUUUUGAAAUGUUAUAAAUGAUCUGGCAAUCUAUACUCCGGGUUAUUGAAAAAUUCAGAACUAGAUGGAAUAACAAGAAUAUGGGAUACCUGUUAUGCCAGACAGUAUGCCUAUGGUUAGGUAGAUAUUUUGCCUCCACAACAACGUUCGUUUGAUUUUAGUAAAUUUGAUAAGAUUCUAACGCCUGUUAUCAAUGGUGGUAUAUUUUCAAUAUAUAACUUCAGGUAUAAUAAAGCUGCACGAAACCAUUCUGAACACACGAAAUAAGGCUAUUGUACUACAAUCAGUAAGAUAAUUGUCGCCACAAGUGGUUAUCUCAACUAUUUCUAUAUUAGAUUUUCGCAAUUUAAACACAAAUGUUCACAGUGAAGUCCACAGUGAACUCCUGUUCACAGUAAAAUCUCCUGUAGAUAUUAGUUCACAGGAUUAGAUACUAUUGAUAACUACUAGUACACAAGAAUUCGUGUAGUGGGUCCAUAUAAAUAGAUCGCAUUUGCUAUUUUGUA
Messenger RNA from Hydractinia symbiolongicarpus, 1337 nucleotides. Its product is annotated as neuralized-like protein 4. The transcript is spliced from 4 exons. Gene Ontology annotation, biological process: intracellular signal transduction. Gene Ontology annotation, molecular function: ubiquitin protein ligase activity. The record is from RefSeq and is a predicted model, not a curated record. Bases 32 to 766 code for a protein of 244 amino acids. Lineage: Eukaryota; Metazoa; Cnidaria; Hydrozoa; Anthoathecata; Hydractiniidae.